Molecule: messenger RNA, 1234 nt
Organism: Bufo bufo (common toad)
Lineage: Eukaryota; Metazoa; Chordata; Amphibia; Anura; Bufonidae
Product: prothymosin alpha-like
Exons: 5
Coding region: 155-511 (118 amino acids)
Biological process (GO): negative regulation of apoptotic process; positive regulation of transcription by RNA polymerase II
Cellular component (GO): nucleus
Molecular function (GO): histone binding
Source: RefSeq, a predicted model, not a curated record
UGUGGUACAGUUGUUUCAGUCCUCUCGCCACACCGUCGUGGGUUCUGGUGUCUUCCAUCAUCUCUUCUCCCUCCUCUCCUGUCAAGUCUUCUUCUCCCCCCUUCUUUUAUUUUUUUUUGUUUUCAUUUAAUUCGUUCACCGAACUUCCACGAACAUGGCCGAUACCGCUGUCGAUACCACCACCGAGGUGCCAGUGACCAAGGAUCUCAAAGAAAAGAAAGAAGUAGUAGUAGAGGAACCUGAGAAGGCAGAAAAUGGCAGCGGCGACGCUCCAGCCAAUGGAACGGAAGAGAACGGUGCAGAUCACAGCGAGGAAAACACAGAGGACCCUGAAGAGGAAGAAGAUGAAGCCGAGGGAGAAGGAGAUGAAGAAGAGGAGGAAGGUGAAGCAGAAGAGACAGAGGCAGAUGGUCAUCCUGUAAAACGCGCGGCAGAGGAUGAGGAGAAAACCGAAACUAAAAAACAGAAGACAGAAAAUGGAGAUUCCACAGAAGUGAAAGAGUCUGCUUAAUCCUUCCUCCUCGUUCCCAGACAUUUUAUAGCUUAAGUGACAUGGUUGAAUUUAAACAGUAGAGAAUGUGCUUUAUAUCUGUACAUUUUACAGAACGACUUUUUUAUAUACUGUAAACCCACAUGCACUAGAGACCUGUAACAUCACACAGCCAAGAUAGCAAAGUUUUUUUUUGUAAAAUGUUAUUUAUUGGUGCUUGUUUGUACUGGUUGACUGCUACAAUAAAAAAAAAAAAAAAAAGAUCUUUUGUUUUAAGUGGUGGUAUAGCUUUGCUUUGUCUGUACAUCUUUGAAGCACAUGUCUUUCAUACUAGUACAGCCAUGUGUAUUCUUGAGUGAAGCUGCCUUCCUGUAAUAUAAUGGUGUUAGCAUAGAAGGUUCAUAUGCAAUGAAGGCCAAAGAUAUGGGUCUUAUAUAGCCAGAGGGAAACCCUGGGGCAUUCUGUAUAGAUCUUUGGACUUUAUUUGUUGCUGUUCCGUAUAUAGUUGUGCAAGCAAAAGUUUGGAAAAUGGCAAGGUUCAAUAUGUAAAUUUUUUUUCCUGUAUCCUAAUGUGCGAUCAAAGUGUGUGUAUAGCAGAGAUUCUUGAGGAGCAGGCAGUAGUCUUUCAUACCAUUUAUGACUAGGUUAUAAAACUGUAUACCUCAUUAGUUAAUGCUUGACCACUACUUUGUAUAUUCAGGUUAAGUACUAUAAAUAAAUCUUUCUUUUAUAAAAAAAAUAAAA